AUGUUUAAUCGAAAAAAACAUCUAACCGAAUCAUUAUCAUCAAUAUUUUUUCUAUCAAUGAUUUUUAUUGUAUUUUUAUUCGAAGUAUUCAUUAUACGGCCAUAUUUAUUGGAAAAUGAUCAAUCAAAAAAUUCAAUUAUGAUUAUUAAUUUUCAUUUAUUAAUGGCUAUAAUUAUAUUUAUAAAUACAUGUUUAAAUCUUUAUUUGGUUAUUAAUACGGAUACAUCGAUUGAUAGUAUUGUAAAUUCAAAUAUCAACAACACUAAUACCAUCAACAAUACAACAGCAUUACCAUUAUCAACAUCAUCAUCAUCAUUAUCAUCACAAUGGAAUUAUUGUUAUAUCUGUGAAGCUAAUAUACCACCACGUGCAUUUCAUUGUAAACAAUGUAAUCGUUGUAUAUUACGUCGUGAUCAUCAUUGUGUUUUUACUUCCUGCUGUAUUGGUUAUAAAAAUUACAAAUAUUUUAUGGGCCUAUUAUUCAAUGUUGGUUUUGGUUGUAUUUAUGCAAUAUUAAUACAUUGGCAUUAUAUUUGGAUGAAUAUAAAACAUCUUGGUUGGUGGUCAUUAGGUGUACAUUCAGUACCAUUAGGUUUUUAUUUAGCUGGUUGGAUUGAUUUUUGGACAACUUGUUGUAAUAUGAUAUCAAUGUUAUGUAUUGUUGGUGCUAUAUUUGCAACCGGUUUAUUUAUCUAUCAUUUUCAUUUAUUAUGUAUUAAUCAAACAACAUAUGAAAAAGCUAAUCAAAUUAAUGAUUAUAAUCUAAAUGAUUGGCGAAAAAAUCUUUAUGAAACAUUAGGUAAUCGUUGGUUUUUAACAAUAUUUUUAUCACCAUUAAUUAAAACAAAUCUACCUGGUGAUGGUAUAAAAUUUAUAACAAACAGGGAAAAAUAUUUACAAAAUAAACAAAUUUAAAUUUUAAAAUAGAAAUUUUUAUUA
Molecule: messenger RNA, 939 nt
Organism: Dermatophagoides pteronyssinus (European house dust mite)
Lineage: Eukaryota; Metazoa; Arthropoda; Arachnida; Sarcoptiformes; Pyroglyphidae
Product: putative palmitoyltransferase ZDHHC24
Biological process (GO): protein targeting to membrane; peptidyl-L-cysteine S-palmitoylation
Cellular component (GO): Golgi apparatus; endoplasmic reticulum
Molecular function (GO): protein-cysteine S-palmitoyltransferase activity
Source: RefSeq, a predicted model, not a curated record